UCGGUGCUUGUUUGUUGGUUGGUUGCGUUUGAUGUUUACAUACAUAGAGAACGCCUAGCUUAGCCACUUUCGGCAAAAGGAACAGACACACAUAAGAGUGGGAUUUUAGAGUGCAAAACGCCACCUUUAGUUUUGACUCACUUUCUCUUUUCCUACAAUUAGUUUUUCACUGUUCAACUACUAGACUCAACUUUUUAUACUUCCCUCUUUCCUCUUUAUAUAUCCCAAACUCUAUCAUACUUGGUUCAAUUCUUGAAUUAAUUUUUCAAAGAAAGAAAAAAUAAAUUGUUUUAAUUUAAUUAUCUUUCCCUCCAUUUGUUUUCUUUUUCUAUAGGCGUCAGUUCCAAGGUUUUUUUUUUUCUUCUUCUCAUCCAGAUUAUAUAUAUAAACCCAUGCAACAUACAAACGCACAAUAAUCGCUUUUCUUGAAAAAUGGAUUCUAUUGAUCAAUUCGAAAUGCAAGAACCAAGUAUUGAAACGGAUAAGCUCAGCUACGAAAUUUUCUCUAUUCUCGAAAGCAAGUUUCUCUUUGGCUACGAUGAACAAAAACUCUGGUUCCCUAAACAAAUUCCUGAUUCUCAACAAACUCCAACCGUUGCUUCCGUUGACGGAGUUUCCUCCGUUAAGAAUCAGCGUGGGAAGAUAUGUAUACUCGCAAUCGACGGUGGUGGCAUGCGUGGGAUUCUCGCCGGAAAAGCACUUGCGUAUCUUGAAAACGCGUUGAAGAAAAAGUCAGGUGACCAGAACGCGAGAAUCGCGGAUUAUUUCGACGUGGCAACUGGCUCCGGCGUCGGAGGUAUAUUCACUGCGAUGCUUUUCGCGACAAAAGAUCAACGAAAACCGAUUUACUCAGCCGAUGAUACAUGGCGGUUACUAGCGGAACAGGGGAAGAGAUUCUACGGAGGCUCCGGCAGCCGCGGGUUUUUGAAGAGGAUAUUCGGAAGUGGAAGUUCGAGUUCAGUUGAAACGGCGACUGCUGGUAUGGAGAGAAUCGUUAAAGAAGCGUUUACGGCGGAGAACGGUCGUUGUUUAACGUUGAAAGAUACACUGAAACCGGUUCUGAUACCGUGCUAUGAUUUAUCAAGUACGGCGCCGUUUUUGUUCUCACGUGCCGACGCGUUGGAAACGGAUAGUUUUGAUUUUCGUUUGUGGGAAGUGUGUAGAGCGACUUCGGCUGAACCGGGUUUGUUGGAACCGGUUCAAAUGCGGUCUGUUGAUGGACAAACCAAAUGCGUGGCAGUUGAUGGUGGUUUGGCGAUGAGUAACCCAACCGGUGCGGCAAUCACGCACGUGCUGCAUAACAAACAGGAGUUUCCGUUCGUGCGAGGCGUGGAGGAUCUUCUUGUGCUUUCUCUUGGAACCGGUCAACUGGUUGAAGUUAAGUGUGAUUAUGAUCGUGUGACUCGCUGGAAGGCUAAGGAUUGGGCUCGGCCGAUGGCGCGUAUUUCGAGUGAUGCCUCGGCGGACCUUGUCGAUCAGUCCGUGGCGAUGGCGUUCGGUCAUUGCCGGAGUACUAAUUAUGUUCGAAUUCAGGCAAAUGGGUCAAGUAUGGGGCAAUGUGGACCGAGUGGGGAUACAGACGCGAGUCCCAGCAAUGUCAAAAUGCUGAUGGGAAUAGCAGAGGAAAUGUUAAAGCAGGAAAAUGUAGAGUCAGUUCUGUUCGGAGGGAAGAAGAUUGGGGAGCAGAGUAAUUUCCAGAAACUCGAUUGGCUUGCUGGAGAACUUGUUCAAGAGCAUCAGAGGAGGAGCUGCAGAAUAGCUCCCACUGUUGCUUUCAAACAAGCUACUCCAAAACCCACCUAGAAGCCCAUACCGAAACCUCUAAAGAAAAUGGGUAAAAACGGAUGGAUAUAUAGGAGGAAAAGCAAAAGAAAAGAAAAAGAAAAGAAGAGUGCAAAUAGCAGUAGUAGUAUAGCAGCAGCUUUUACUUUUGGAGAUAGACAAGGGUUAGGAGUGUUGAAUGAAAAAGACAAGUGGUGUAAUUAAAAAGGGAGAGAAGAUCUCUGUGGGAUACUUUGCUCACCAGAGGACAGACAUAAUGGUGUCCACUCCACCUUUCUAGCUAUUAGGGUAAAGAGACCAAGAAAGAAAAACAAAGUGUCUCAGUUGAAGCUUUUUAGGGUCAAACAUGAAUCAAGUGCUAUUUUUUUACAUUUAAAAAAGAAUCAGAAUUCAGAGGGUGGUAGUUAAUUGGAUUGCAUUGUUCUGUUCUAUAUUUUUUUUUUUUUGAAAAAUAAUUUGUAAAUCUCUUUUUUUUCUAAUGAAAAGUAUCAUAUCCCUGUUCCAUAAGAAACUUUUUAGAUGGUGGGUUAUCUUAUAAAAAAUGUGGCUAUUCAUGUC
Molecule: messenger RNA, 2340 nt
Organism: Vicia villosa (hairy vetch)
Lineage: Eukaryota; Viridiplantae; Streptophyta; Magnoliopsida; Fabales; Fabaceae
Product: patatin-like protein 6
Exons: 3
Coding region: 433-1803 (456 amino acids)
Biological process (GO): lipid metabolic process
Source: RefSeq, a predicted model, not a curated record